Hylaeus volcanicus is the source of this 3777-nucleotide messenger RNA. RefSeq lists its product as uncharacterized. The record is from RefSeq and is a predicted model, not a curated record. Gene Ontology annotation, biological process: monoatomic anion transport. Gene Ontology annotation, molecular function: mechanosensitive monoatomic ion channel activity. NCBI's taxonomy places the organism in Eukaryota, Metazoa, Arthropoda, Insecta, Hymenoptera, Colletidae. Gene Ontology annotation, cellular component: plasma membrane. The coding region runs from base 681 to 3653 and encodes 990 amino acids. The transcript is spliced from 12 exons.
AUUCACAACUAACACCGUUAUUUUCUGAAAACUGUAUAAUGUUUUCCACUUUUUUUUUUAGUAAAAAAAAAUUUAAUAAAAAGAUUGCAAAUGCAACAAAUUGAUUUCACAAACAAUAUUUUUUUACUAAAAAAGAAAAAAUUAUCUUUGGUUUCGUUAAUUAAAAAUUUGCGAUCCUCACAUGUUGAUCUAUACAGUACCAUCAAAAACUAUUUAAACUUGAAUUAGUAACUUGUAACGCAAAUCCAGAAAAAAACUUUAGCAACGUGAGUGAAUUGUUCAGUAGUGAAAUAUUUCUCUUAACAGUUUGGCAGGGAGUUCUGUCAGUGAUACAAAAUGUUACCAUAUGGUUGACUUCUGGUGUGUAACAAAGCUAGAAAGUUGAUUAUGUUUUCCUUGCCACACACUUUAUCGGACAAUUGGUUUUGUAUAUAACGUAGAACAUAGAAAAUUCGGUAGUUAUUGUUACCUGUGUUGGGAAAUCAGGUAUUACAAAAAAGGGUAAAACAGACGAGGACAAUAUGGAAAAGAUAACAGCAAGUAGAUAAGAUGAGAGAAACAUAAGUAUUUACAUUGAGAUUUUAAUUGAUGUUCAAUGCAGUGGUAUUGUACGAGUACGAAUGAGUAUUAAUAGGUGAAAAAAAGUAUCGAAUUCUUUUAUUUUUGUAAACAAAAAAAAAAUGAAAGGAGAAACGAAUUUGAAUGAAACUCAAAACAUACAGGAGUAUAAUGAAACCAAUGGGUCAUUUCGUAACUCACUAACACAAUUCCGACAUUCUUUGGAAUUUGAGAAAAAUGCACCUUUAGAAAACAAAAAUUCUAUGGUUGGUCGGGGAAUUGAUUAUGACGAUGAAGAAGAAGAAGACGAUGAUGCACAAGACAAGCUAAAUCAAAACGCUUUCACCUACCGAUUGAGAGUGUUCUUACGGAAUUUUUUGCCAAAUUAUACUCCGGUUUUUAUGAUGACAACAUUAUUUAUUGUUUCUGCGUUUAUAUGUUUCUUAAGAGCUUCGAAAGGCGGUUCUCCUUUGCUACUUUUUUUAACACUUUAUUUAGCAAUAUCUCUUGCAGUGUGGCUACUAUUUUUACUCAGUCGUGUUCUUAUUUUGCAUAUAUUGCAUUCUUAUUCAAAUCUCGAAAGCUCAAAAUUAUAUAAUGUAUUGGCGUCUAUUUUAAAUCCUGAGGGGGUUUAUUUAGCGUGUACUGUGUUUUUAUAUGUGUUUUGGCAGCGAGCGGCAAUAGCCAUUGAUAAUUACGAAGGAAAUUCUAAUAAGCUUAAAAUGUAUAGCUUGCAAUCUGAAAAUUUAUCCUUUUAUCGGUUCCUUGGAAUUUCAUCUUUGGUAGCUCCGGCUACUGAAAAUGAUCGUCAGGUUUUAAGGCGUGCCGAGAUUUUUCUAAUUAUUUGGUCAUCACGUGAUGUUAUUAUGAAAAUUGCAGUCUUUUUUUUUUUAGUUGGCUUUAUGAGAAACGUUAAUCGAAGUUUAGUUGAAUUCUUAACAAUUUAUUCGCUUGUUCGUCAGUUAAACGCUCGGUGGAUUACAUUGACUCCAAUUAUUACAGAAUUAGCAAAUGAGCGUGGCAGAGAUACUAAGAAAGAUGCCAUUGGUGAUGAUAACAUCGCGUAUCCCAAUGAAAAUUCAUUGUAUCGCUCAAAUGUAGAACGUGCUGAUCGUUCUAAAAAAGGCUUCGUUGACAAGUUCUAUAUGAAUAAGUGUAACAGUGGUACGGGCGCCGUGAAGCCUGAAAGCAAAACCAUGGGCACUGCGCACAUUAUGAAUGAACGUAAACACAUGUAUCAGAUACGCGAACCGUCAACAGAAAACAGUUUUUUGUAUAGCGACAUAGUAGCAGAUGAGGGUGAUGCAAACAAUCGAAAAACCGCAAGUUUAACAGCUAAUCAACAAAAAGUCUCUAAUAUAUCAAAACCUAAAUCCGAGUGUCACUCUAUUCAAAAAAACAUUAGUAAAAAAUUCAGCUUUUCAGAUAUGUAUCAAGUAGAAUUGAAUGGUAGUAUUUUGCCACCGGAGCUUUUACAAGAGAAUAUUGAAUUCACUGAAAGAAGUGGAUUAGCUAAUCUUCUAGCUGUCUACUAUGUACAAAAUCAUUUGGUCGUACUUUUUGUUCGAGGCGUUCGAGUAGAGCUAGACUCGAAAGAAGUCGCACGACUUGUAGGAAAGCAACUAUUUGAUGAACUUAUGGAUUUUCGUAACGCUGUGGCUCCAGACGAUGGCCGACCUGUUGAGGAACUUGAUGGUUACGUAAAGCAAAGUGUCAUUCAAAAAGUUGAGUUGCAUCGUUCUUAUAGCCACACAAGUGAGAAUUGCGUUAAUAUACCCAUAUCAAUCCAACAUAAUUCUCUUGAAGCUAAAUCGAACAGUAAUUUAAUUGAAAAAAAGAAAAAAACGUCAGAUAUUACUUUUAAUUUUGACGCGUCUUCAAAACGUGCUUACGCUUCAGCACAGCAAACAAAAUAUAAAUCAAGAAAAUCCUUAAUGAAACAAGAAAGCAAGUUACCAGAAACUUUGGGGCGUCUUUCAAGUACUAUAAGACUAGAAAAUCCUAAACAGGAAAAUGACAAUCCCCCAUCAAAAAAUCUACAAUCUAUCACUUCUACUUUGAACAAAUCACCAUCUCAUGAAAACGUGAAAACCGCAUUAGAUGGACCAGCAAUAGCUAUGCGACGUAUAACAACAGCCAAAAAACCGCUUGAUGAAUUCGCUGAUUCCUCACGACAAUAUCUCACUUUGGAACUUUUCGGAAUUUUUCUUGGAAAUCAAGUACAUGAAUUUAUGAAGUAUGCUGAUCCCGGAGGGCGCGAUCGAGUUUCUUCCAAACACUUCACUCGAUUGAUUGUCGAUUUAUAUCAGAUGCAAAAACAACUAGUAACACUUAUUGACAGUCAAAAAGGAAUUCAAAAUGUUUUUCAACGCAUGGUUUCCGUUUUUCUGGGAUUUCUCUGUGUUCUUCUUUUUCUAGUUGUUCUGGGAUUAUCCGUAAACACUGUCUUCAUAUCAGGCGCUGCCUCUAUUUCGUCCAUGACUGUUGCGUUGAGUUUUCUUUAUAGUGGAUUUAUACAAUCCGUUAUGUUUAUAUGUUUCGUUAAUCCAUAUAAUGUUGGAGAUCGAGUACGAAUUAAAAAUGAACUGUUAAUUGUAAAAAAAAUAUCAACGUAUUUUUCGGAAUUCGUAUCAGUUCCUUAUAACAAACCAAGCUUUUGGAACCAUUCUAUACUUUAUAAUACGAUUGUUGUUAAUGAGAGUCGCUGUCGAAACGCUGGGCUUGAAAUUCCUAUUGCGUUAACCUAUGAUACAGAUCCGACAAAAUAUGAUAAAUUACAUGCCUACGUCAAAAAUUAUGUUAAUACAGACCCAGAAUUCGUCAAGGGUUCACUUUUUCUACAGGCAAAUGAAGUCGUUUUAGGCCAUUAUGUAAAAUUUACGUACUGGAUUAGUUGCACGGAAAGUUGGCAUCGUUGGAAAUCGGUUUACGCAACUCAAACCCGACUUCUAUUAGCGAUUGCUCAUAAAUGUACUACGCUUGGUCUUACAUACCACCUUCCUAUACAACCAGUGUCUGUUUCUCAAGCAUCUAGUAAAUUAAAACAAGGAUCAGGUGCACUUACUUUUUCGUUAUCAAAUAAUAAGAUGAUAUAGCUUUUUUACAUGUGUCUCAUACAAAAAGUAGAAUAUAAUAUAUGUUGCGUAAAUCUAAAUAACAUACAAAAUGAAAAAUACAAAUAAUGUUUAAGAGAAGUUAUGGAAAGUGUAAAGCUCAAUG